Messenger RNA from Ruditapes philippinarum (Manila clam), 2033 nucleotides. RefSeq lists its product as uncharacterized. Bases 91 to 684 code for a protein of 197 amino acids. The transcript has 4 exons. The record is from RefSeq and is a predicted model, not a curated record. NCBI's taxonomy places the organism in Eukaryota, Metazoa, Mollusca, Bivalvia, Venerida, Veneridae.
AUACUUAUGCUUUAAAUGUAAGAUAUCCUGGAUUGUUAAGUUAUUUAUUUAUUGUUGGAAUAUGUUAAAUUGAUUUGAGCAAUAAAGUUAAUGGACAACAUCACAAAAUUCACUUUACUUACUGUUGGUUACGUGCACAUAUAUUCUAGUUUUAUACAUAUUACAUACAUUAGCAUUUUUCAGAGUCAAAACUAUUUCCGAGCAGGUGUUAUUAGCAAUAACACAAUGGGAAAUGGAAGAGGUAGUGGUAAAAGUGUUGGAGAAAAUCUUGUAAUAAUUGCUGUUGUUGGCGGCAUUGGUACAUUUUUACUUUUAGGACUUGCAAAGUUUGUUGUCGGUAUAGUUUACAGGAAUGAUUGUCCGGCAAAUCCUUCAAUUCCACGGUAUAUGAGCGGAUCUGCUAGUUUCGAAACUAUCUCUGAUAUCAUUAUCGGAUGCAUAUCAAUCUCUACUGAAAUACAAGAGAAGGGGAUAGCCGGUGCAGCAGUUGAACAUCUCAUUGGAAUAAUCGUCGGGAGCAUUUUGGUCUUCUCGGAUUAUUCAUACUUAGCUGAUGGAUGUGAUGGUGCCAAGGAAUGUUGUGACGAGAAUUUUAUCAAAUUUGCACUCAGUGUUUCUAUAAUUGAAUGGCUACUGUUAUUGGUACCUGUUGUUGUCUUUAUUGGCUUUUGUAUAUUUGGUUAGAAUGAUUCGAUUCCUCAGAUAACUUUGAAGCGUUCAUGUACAUGUCGUUUGGUGUAAAACAACAUUGAACUUGAAUAUAGGCAAAAAUAAUAGAAAAACGCUGAUCAAUACACUUAAACUAACAUUGUUCACAAUUUUGCCUGAACCGAACUCUUCUUCACACAUUUUAAAAAGGGACGUAUUUACUGAUUUAUUUACCAUUUAUAUUUGACAAAUUGAAUGUUAUUCAUAAUGUCUGAUAUAUAUUUUAUGUCAAAAGAGUUUAACACUUAGUAAUACAUGACUCUAUGGAACGCCAUAGCUGCCUCAUGUUGUUACAUUUCGUUUUAUUUUUCCCUAAAAGCAUCUUAUUAUGUAUAAUAGAAGUGUUGGCUUGCCAACGUUUUAUGAGAACCUGUCUUAACGAAGUCUUGUUAGGUCAAAUAUUCAUGUUCUCUUGCCAAAACGUAGUGCUGACUUGUCUAAACACUGUCGUAUUAUUUGAAAACGUCAUGUUAUCAUGUGCAAAUCCGCUGUUAACAUGCCAAAUGGAAGUCUUACUAUGCCUAACAUGCACGCCAUUUUUUCGAAUUAAGAUUUCAAUAUGUGUGAACACAGACUUGUUAAAAUGUUGUGUUGAAUUGUCUUGAAAUUGUCUUAUCAUGUGGAGCAGUAGUGUUAUCUUGUCGGAAGUUGGUGUCAUCUUGUCCAAAUAAGAUCCUGGUAUGUUAUGACACUAUUGUAUUAUGUUAUACUGUCGUUUUGUCUUGUCCAAAUGUGGUAUUGACUUGUCUAAACACCGUCACAUUUUGUCAGACUGCCAUGUCAUUGUGUUCAAAUUCGGUGUUAUCUUGCUUAGAGAAUGUCUUUUAUGUCAAAAUAGCAUGCUGUCUUGUCCAACUGUGGUGGUAAUUUGUCUAGAAAUUGUCUUAUUAUGUGAAACAGUAGUGUUAUCUUGUCGGACCUUGGUGUCAACUUGUCAAACUCAUGUAUUAUUAUGUCGGCUAGUAGUGAUAUCUUGUUCAACCGUUAUAUUGACCUGGCUGAGCGCUGUCCUGUUUUGUCAAACUGUUAUGUUGCUUUGUAUGAGGUGGUGUUAUUCUGUCUUAUUGUGCCAAAACAUCAUGUUUACUUGUCUUAAACUGUUGUAAUCAUGUCUAUAAAAUACUUAUUAUGUGAAAUAUUAAUGUUGACUUGCCAAUAAAUUUUGUUUGUUUGUGUAAAAGUUAUUUUAUUAUGUCAAACAGUAUUGUUGAUCUGUCGAAAGAUGGUAUUGACAUGUCUAAACACUUCCUUAUUAUCUCAGAUCGCCAUGCUAUUUUAUCCAAACUUUAUGUUAACCGGCCUAAACACCAUUUUAUUAUGUGAAA